Colletotrichum scovillei is the source of this 639-nucleotide messenger RNA. RefSeq lists its product as uncharacterized. The coding region runs from base 1 to 639 and encodes 212 amino acids. The record is from RefSeq and is a predicted model, not a curated record. The transcript has 3 exons. NCBI's taxonomy places the organism in Eukaryota, Fungi, Ascomycota, Sordariomycetes, Glomerellales, Glomerellaceae.
AUGACGCGCAACUCUUUCGACGGCAGUUCUACGCCCGCGCCCGUCUCACACCAGGAACUGCAGUCUGCCGUGGAGAAACUCAACGCAGAGGUAACUAACCUGGCCAAGGUUAUAGAGAAUGGGCUCGCCGAAUUGGAUAAAGACAUCGAAAAAGCUCUUCAAACCAUGAAGCAGCGCAUGGAGAAUCUGAGUCUUCAGAUGGACAAGAAGACUGUUGAAAAUGCGGAAACCCAGCGGCCGAGCACUCAGAGCUUGGGUCUGCUGGCCAAGGUCCAGGAGCCAAUUGCGGCACAACAUAUCCAGAAAAGCUCUCUUUCCAAUCGCGGCCCCCAGGCCCGCCCAGCCGAACGUGGGAAGCACUGGAUGGUUGUCGGGUACGCAAAUGACAAACGAAGGCAGGAGAACGUCAAACGCGCUGCCAAAGACGGAGCCAACGCAGUCCUUAUGCCCUUGAUUGACACCCACACGUGCCUAGACAUCGAACCUUUUCCGGCAACCCGUGAGGACUUUUGGUCGAUUGAUGAAUCCGAGACCAUGCGAUUGGCGAAGGCCCUUGAUAUCACCACAGAGGGCAGGCCGAUGGGUCGUAUCAUGCAUGACUUGUUCGAGACCAUUAUCGGCCCGCUUCCAUCCAGGUAA